Messenger RNA from Eriocheir sinensis (Chinese mitten crab), 2135 nucleotides. RefSeq lists its product as uncharacterized. Lineage: Eukaryota; Metazoa; Arthropoda; Malacostraca; Decapoda; Varunidae. The transcript is spliced from 7 exons. The coding region runs from base 360 to 2057 and encodes 565 amino acids. The record is from RefSeq and is a predicted model, not a curated record.
AUGGUGUGUAAAAAAUGCAUUAUUUAUUUCGUUUUCUGUAAUUAUUGGUUUUAAAGUGCUGCCAACAUUAUUAUGACGUGCGGAUUGGUCCCUCAUAUCUGUCCCGGAAAUGGUAUGGUGAUUGGGCGGCUUGUCCAUACCCCAGUCCCGCGUACGGGGAUGGGGACGGGUAGGGAAUGGGGAAGACUAACACUAUGGCCGUCAGGGACGAGGACGCGCAGACACUCAACCCCACACUGCAGCCCGCGACGGUCGCCGCGCGGGACCUCUGCCAGCAAGAGAGACGGGAUCCUUGCCUCACUGGCCUUACAACAGAACAGUUCAAGUGAAUAUUCAGUACGGAAGCAUAAGACGUCCUCAUGGGGGUCCUUCUGGUGUUCCUCGUCGUAGUGGGGUCCCUGGUUACUGCCUCCGCCACUACCUCUCCUCCGCCUCCCCUGGAGUCCAUAGCCCCGUGCCCUCCCAACGGCCACUCCCUCCUUUCCAUCCUCCUUCAAGGGCUGGGCUACAGCGAUGCCUGUGUGGCCACUGCCUUGGACACCUGUGCCACUUCCCAGCCGGAGAGCCAGCUGAUCACCCUCAUGAAGGAGAUAAGAGACUCGGUGCGGGAAGUGGCUCAAGCCGUCAACAAAAGGCAGAAUCAGCCGCGACACUGCAGGGACGUCCUGGAGGCCGGGGAUGGACAGAGCGGCGAGCGCGUGAUCUACCCUUACCCUGGACAGCCAGAUCGCCGCCUCAAUGUGUACUGCGACCAGACCACGGACGGCGGCGGGUGGACGGUGGUACAGAGACGCACAAAUUCUACCGUCCGAGAAGACUUCUACAGAACCUGGAGUGAAUAUCAACUGGGAUUCGGCAAUAUUAAUACAGAGUUUUGGCUGGGCCUUGACCAUCUGCACGCUCUGACCUCCACAGACCUACAGGAACUACGGAUCGAUCUUAUAGACUGGGAGGGAGGUCAUCGGUAUGCCAAGUACGGCUUCUUUAAGGUCGCGGACCCAGGAACAAAGUAUCGUCUCAAUGUUGGGAGGUACAGCGGUGACGCAGGGGACGGCCUGGGGGAAGGCGGCCACCCGGGUUCCAAAUUCUCAACCCAUGACUCUGACAAUGACUCCGACGGGACGAACUGCGCCCAAAGGUUUCGUGGCGCCUGGUGGUACAACGUUUGCCAUGUAUCGAACCUGAACGGCUACCAGUAUGUAGGCAACCACACCUCCUACGCCGACGGCAUCGACUGGAGGCCGUGGCGGGGCUACCACUACUCGCUGCGGCACACCACCAUGAUGAUCCGUACCAUCCGAAAGGCUGAUUGGCAAAUAGUAUCAGAUGCGGAUGUGUACCGGACUCGUUUGGCCGAGAACUGUGAGCAGUACACGACAGAGCCCCCUCUGACUGGGUUGCAGAUGGCGGCUGCUCAUCCACCAACAGCCGAAGCUCAUCCCUGUCUUGCUGAGAAAACGAAGAAUCGGUCGCGUCACUGCAAAGAUUUACUGGAUGCCGGGGAUAAACACAACGGCGUGCGCAUGAUCUACCCCAAUCCUGAACAGCCAGAUCGCUACCUCAUGGUGUAUUGUGAUCAGACCACGGACGGCGGUGGAUGGACGGUCUUCCAGCGACGCACAAAUUCUUCCUGCAGCCGCGAAAACUUUAGCCGCUCCUGGGGGGAAUACAAAAUGGGAUUCGGGAACAUCGGAGGGGAGUUUUGGCUGGGCCUUGACGCUCUGCACUUACUGACCUCCGCAGCCAAACAAGAGCUGCGGAUCGACCUUGCAGACUGGGAAGGAGAUCAUCGAUAUGCCAAGUACGGUUGCUUCCACGUCUACGGACCGGAAAAGUAUCGUGUCAAAUUUGGAAGUCACCGCGGGGGCUGGUGGUACUCGUCGUGUCAUUACUACUCCAGCCUCAACGGCUAUCAGUACAAGGGCAAGACCAUCACCAAGGGUGACGGCAUCAACUGGGAACACUGGAGGGGCUUCCACUAUUCCCUCCGGGACUCAGCCAUGAUGAUCCGGCCCCUGCCGUAUCGUGGGUCGUCGCGACGCCCCUGCCAUGACUGAUGUAGACUUUCUGGUUGACCAUUAGAAAUUAUUUGAUCCGCCUGCUGCUGAGUUGUCAUCUAUAACUAGGCACGUCUG